Molecule: messenger RNA, 300 nt
Organism: Cavenderia fasciculata
Lineage: Eukaryota; Evosea; Eumycetozoa; Acytosteliales; Cavenderiaceae
Exons: 2
Coding region: 1-300 (99 amino acids)
Source: RefSeq, a predicted model, not a curated record
AUGAAUCUUAGUAGAACCGCAACCAAAUUACAAGGACUUUCAAUUAGAUAUUAUAGUUCAUCAAGUAAACCAGUUUAUAUGAGUUAUAAUCCAGUACAUAGAAGCCCAGUUUUAGAAAAGGGAAAAUCAACAACAACAACAACAACAACCAAGAAAUCCUCUGUUGGUCCAAAUCCAGUCUCUUCUAGUAGCAAUAGUCAACAAGUGAAAACAUUUGGUGCUCCAAAGACUGACCAAUCAUUACCAACUCAUCAAGUUAGAUCUGCUUCAUCAACCUAUCUUGUUGUUGAUGAUGCAUAG